AUGAGGUCGACAUAUGAUCAAUCAGAACUACUGCAAGCUAAAUUGGAGAUUCUUAGUAAAACUAACAUGAUUGACUAUGUUAUAGAAAUCAGAGGGACACUUUAUCCUAGGGAAAGUACUCCUGAAGAGAUCAAAGCUCGCAGAGGUGUUGUUCUCUCGCAGCUGCAAGAGUUACAAGAUGCAGUAGAACCAGUUCUCAGGCUAAUGCAAAGGGAUGAUGUAAUGAAGACUGUGGAAACCAUGAGAGAUCCAAAAACUCUGAUAAACUAUUUAACUACCAAUAGAGAAUUUGAGUUUAAAAUUGAGAUGAUUGACAGCAUGUAUCAGUUAGCAAAAUACAGAUAUGAAUGUGGUAAUUAUGUGGAAUCAGCUUCAUACUUGUACUUCUGUCAGCUUGUAAUGUCACCAACAGAUAAGAAUUAUCUUUCCGUUCUUUGGGGAAAAUUAGCGAGUGAGAUAUUGGUACAGAACUGGGACGGGGCUCUCGAAGAUUUAACUAAGCUUCGCGAAUUCAUCGAUAACGGUGGCGCAGGCGCUACUGCUAGCAAUAUGCAAGCCCUUCAACAACGCACUUGGCUCGUACAUUGGUCACUUUUUGUAUUCUUCAAUCAUGUGAAAGGCCGUGAUCUUAUCAUUGAGAUGUUCUUGUACAAGCCAUUUAUGUUAGCUGAGAAUUUAAAUAUGCAGCCAGACGAGGCAGAAUGUUGGAUUGUAAACUUGAUUCGUAACGCACGUCUGGAUGCCAAAAUUGAUUCAAAACUGGGCCAUGUUGUUAUGGGUGCCCAGCCACUUUCGCCAUAUCAGCAGCUAGUGGAGAGAAUUGACUCAUUGGCUGUAAGGUCAGAGGCAUUGACAUCUUUAGUAGAGAGAAAACAUAAAGCCCGUAACCAAGAUAUCCGCUGGGGAGCACAAGAAUUU
Molecule: messenger RNA, 918 nt
Organism: Iphiclides podalirius (scarce swallowtail)
Lineage: Eukaryota; Metazoa; Arthropoda; Insecta; Lepidoptera; Papilionidae
Source: the annotation of a GenBank genome assembly